Gracilinanus agilis (Agile Gracile Mouse Opossum) is the source of this 342-nucleotide messenger RNA. RefSeq names its product zinc finger MYND domain-containing protein 12-like. The record is from RefSeq and is a predicted model, not a curated record. Gene Ontology annotation, molecular function: protein binding. The annotation marks the transcript as partial. The transcript has 2 exons. NCBI's taxonomy places the organism in Eukaryota, Metazoa, Chordata, Mammalia, Didelphimorphia, Didelphidae.
AAGCACUUAAUUGAGCUAUGUUAUAAAGUAGCUCAGAAAUAUCUCUUUGAAGGAAAACAUGAGGAAUCUGUCCCUGCAGCUUUACAUUCACUUCGUUUCCGCAUGAAUGUAUAUGGCCUGAAUUCAGUACAGUUGGUUCCUGCUUACCUGCUGCUUUCUGAGGCCAGUAUUGGUCUUGGCCAUAUUGUCCAGGCAGAGGAAUAUCUCUCCCAAGCCCAAUGGACUGUUCUCAAGGCAACUGAUUGCAACAAUGAAAUUCAGUCUCUCAUGCAUCGAAACCUGGGUCUUCUCUAUACAGCUAAGGAAGACUUUGAAGAAGCACGCUAUCACUUGGCCAAUGAU